Trichomycterus rosablanca is the source of this 2906-nucleotide messenger RNA. It is a transcript of the gene erc2, whose product is annotated as ERC protein 2. The transcript is spliced from 18 exons. Bases 1 to 2790 code for a protein of 929 amino acids. Gene Ontology annotation, cellular component: cytoskeleton of presynaptic active zone. The record is from RefSeq and is a predicted model, not a curated record. Gene Ontology annotation, molecular function: structural constituent of presynaptic active zone. Gene Ontology annotation, biological process: maintenance of presynaptic active zone structure; regulation of synaptic plasticity; neuromuscular synaptic transmission. Lineage: Eukaryota; Metazoa; Chordata; Actinopteri; Siluriformes; Trichomycteridae.
AUGCAUGGCAGUACCUGGUCAGUUGCUCAUUCAGAGAGCAGCAUAUCCCACUCCCCACAUCUUCCUUGGGCAAGUGCUGGAAUUAGAGGCAGACAGUCUGGAUGUGGUGGGAAAACCCUUUCCAUAGAAAACGUCCAAUCCCUAAAUGCUGCAUAUGCGACCUCUGGCUCAGUCUAUUUGGGUGAUCAUGAUACCCUUGCCUCCAUUUCCUACCCAAAUAGUACCAUGACCUUGGGACGCACAUACAAAAGUAAGGCUACUGGCAUAAGAAGUAGCCCCAACAUCAGCUCUUCCUUGGAACAUCUUCAUCUAGAUUCAGUGGCUUAUGGGAAUCAUGGAGCAGCAUGUCACCAACGGUCUUUUUCCCCACAUGCUGCUCAAGCAAGAAUUGAUGGGUAUCCUUUAACUGAACACUUGUGGGAGCUAGAUUCUAAGUUCUGCACAGCUGGUUCCUCAGGAAGCAGUUUUAGGAACUUCUGGAGUCCCGAAUUUAAAAAGAAAAAAGGGACGAGAAAAGAUAAGAUGGCAAAAACAUCCAUGCUGAAGAAGCCUGUGCAGGAGGAGAAUCAGGUAAAACCCAGUGGUUGCCCACAGCAUUUCCAGAUGACAAUUCAGGCUUCAUACGAGGAGCUCUCUUCAAAAAAGAACUUUGCUGAACUCCUGCAGCAGGAGAACAGUGAAGGCUCAUUAGGCUCACCUUCUGACCCUUGCACUUACACAGAGCUUACAGAGUGUCAAACCAAUGAGCUCUUCCAUUUAAGGAAAACUCUAGAGGAAAUGGAUCUGCAUAACAAGAGCCAGAGGCAGACAGUAAGCUCUCGAGAUGAGGCUUUUAAGAAGCUGAUGGAGAUGCUGGAAGAUAAGGGCCAUGUCAGGUCUGGGUUAAUUAACAAUGAGAGCUUGGGGGUCAGCUGUGAAGCUGAGGAACAGCUGGGAAUCAUUUUAGAGCAAAAGCGGAAGGAGAUCCUACACCUGAGAAAGGAGCUUCACUGUAAGAACCCACAUACAGAACCAAGCAGGAGCAAAGCCAUGCCCAACAUCACUGACAUGAAGGAUACUAAAAUCUCCUCACUGGAACGGAACCUUCAUGCCUUGGAGGAUGAAAUCCAGAUGCUGAAGAGCAGCAGCAUGUUAAAUGUGGUUGACGGAGAGGAGAGACUCAAGCAGAUUGAUGUUUACAAGAACCACUCCAAGUUCAUGAAGGCCAAGAUUGAUCAGCUGAAGGCAGAGUUAACAAAGAAGGAGUCGGAGAUGUUGGCACUGCAGACUCAGCUGGAGACUCUGACCAAUCAGAAUUCAGACUGUAAGCAGCACAUUGAAGUCCUGAAGGAGUCCCUUACAGCAAAAGAGCAAAGAGACAAUAUUCUACAGACCGAGGUUGAUGCCCUGAGAGUGCGUCUGGAGGAGAAGGAGUCCUUCUUGAAUAAGAAGAGCAAGCAGCUGCAGGAUGUAACAGAUGAGAAAGGCAUGCUGAGUGGAGAAAUACGGGACCUAAAAGACAUGCUGGAUGUAAAGGAGCGCAAGAUCACAAUCCUGCAGAAGAAGAUUGAAAACCUUCAGGAUCAGUUGAAGGAUAAGGAGAAACAACUGGAAUGUUUGAGGGACAGAGUAAAGUCUCUACAAAUGGACUCCAGCAACACAGACACAGCUCUCACCACUCUUGAGGAGGCCCUAUCUGAGAAGGAAAGGGUCAUAGAGCAUCUAAAGGAACAGAAAGAGAGGGCGUUACAAGACAAGCAGGGGGAAAUGGAGGCAUGUAAGAAGGAGAACAAGGAGCUGAAGGACAAGAUUGCUUCCCUACAGGCACAGCUUUUGGAAAGAGGGAAUCCAGUUAAAGGCAGGGCUGCUGCCCUUGAAGCUGGAGGUGUAUCUCGGACAAAUCCUGAGGUCUCAGAUCGACUGACAGUUCUAGAAAAAGAGGUGACUGUCCACAAAGAGGAGGCUGCAAAGUGUAAAGCAGAGGUGGACAGGCUUUUGGGUGUUCUUAGAGGACUGGAGUCUCAGUGCAGUGAAAAGGAUAUGAAGAUCUCAGAACUGGAGAGGCAAGCAAAGGAACUUAAUAAAAACCUGCCGAGUGCAAAACCCACCCAGCUGGAAGAAACAAGACCAUCCAAUGCAACAAUGCCAUCCAAUACAACACUGCAAGCCCAUAAUAAUCAGGAUUUAGCAAGAGAGACGGCUGAGAAAAUUAAAGAGCUGGAGAAAGCUCUGCGAGAGAGCAUGAACACCUCCUCUCACAGAGAAGCUUUAUGGGCUCAGGAGGAGCAGGCACAUGUUUUAGCACAGAGACAGUUGGAGGAGCUGAUGGCUUCCUUGGAGAAGACGAGACAGGAGCUGGAUGUGACCAAGCAGCGACUGUUCUCUACUCAAAACUCUCUUGCUGAAAGGGACAGUCACCUGAGUAACAUGCAACAGGAGCGUCGGAAACAACUAGAGGAAAUCCUAGAAAUGAAGCAACAAGCCCUGCUGGCAGCCAUCAGCGAAAAGGAUGCAAACAUAGCCCUGCUAGAACUGUCUGCUCCCCCAAAGAAGAGCAACCACGAGGAAGUGAUGGCCUUAAAAAGAGAAAAAGACAAGCUCAUGUAUCAACUAAAGCAGCAGACGCAAAGCAGGAUGAAGCUUCUUGCUGAGAAUUAUGAAGAUGGGCAACGUUAUCCACACCAUCCACCCCAUUCUCAGCAUGGCCACCCAGGUCACGGUCAUUACCGAGCACCACCCAGAGGACCACCCUCUCACAGUAAUCAUCAACCCCAGCUAGAACAGGAUGAUGAAGAAGGUAUCUGGGCAUGACUGUUGCCAUAGCUCCUGCCAUGUUAAAAAGCAAUGUGAAGGAUGCUGGUAUCCUAAGCAGAUCAUGUUGAGAUUGUCAACCUGUUGAAAUUGCACACAUUGCAGAGGAUUUCAAC